AUGGCCACUUCCCAACAACAAGAACAACCUAUUCGUGUCGGUAUCAUUGGUACUGGUAUCUUCGCUUAUCGUCAUUUGCGUGCCUAUCGUGCUGUCGGUCAAGACAAGUUCCAAAUCGUCGCAUGUGCCAACCGAUCCCGAGACAAGGCCGUAAAGUUCGCUCAAGAAGCUGGUAUUCCUGAGUCUGCUAUCUAUACGGAUCCGCUUGAGUUGAUAAACGACCCCAACGUGGAAGUUGUGGAUGCUUUGUUACCCGUUCAAUACAACUGGGAGAUUGUUCAAGCUGCAGUGGCUGCCAAGAAACACAUUCUCUUUGAAAAGCCUAUAGCUCACAACUUGGCGGAUGCACGUCGAAUCGUUGAGGAAGCUCGUGCUGCAAAAACAAUCGUAGCCGUAGCCGAGAACUGGUCCUAUCAUUCUCUCGUUCGUGCUGUGGGCAAAUAUGUGCAACAAGGCAGUAUCGGCGAGAUCAUCAACUUUACUUAUGAUUCAGCACGCCCAUACAAUCCUUCUUCACCCUACCACACCACUGCAUGGCGUCAACAACCACAACAUCCAGGUGGCUACUUGAGUGAUGGUGGUGUUCAUGAUAUGGCACAUCUUGUCCCUAUCCUUGGCAAGUUUGAGAGCGUUAGUGCAUUUACCGCUAUGCGUCAGAGCAUCCACGUGACAGCAGAUACCUUGGCUACUAGCAUCAAGCUUGCAAAUGGCGGCAUUGGUGUAGCUAAUUUUACCUUUUCAUCCGCUGGUGUGAAAGAGAUGCGAUUGGAGGUGCAUGGCACUAAGGGUACUAUCCGCUUGACCAACGACCAGCAUGUGGAAGUGCUCGAUGAAACCGGCAAGCCUGUGGAUACAUCAUCAGUUAUUCAAGUUGAUAAUGCUUCUGGAUUCGAGGAUGUGGAAGCCGAGAUGUUGAAUCUAUACAAUUCAGUGCGCAAUGGUGAGCCACUUGGCGUGACUCCUGAGGAAGCUUUCCAUCAUUUGGCAUUUAUCGUAGCAGCCCUUGAAGCAGCUGAUACCCAACGUGUCGUCAAGAUCCAACAUGCUGAUGCCUAG
Molecule: messenger RNA, 1056 nt
Organism: Lichtheimia ornata
Lineage: Eukaryota; Fungi; Mucoromycota; Mucoromycetes; Mucorales; Lichtheimiaceae
Exons: 7
Coding region: 1-1056 (351 amino acids)
Biological process (GO): NADPH regeneration
Cellular component (GO): cytoplasm
Molecular function (GO): nucleotide binding; oxidoreductase activity
Source: RefSeq, a predicted model, not a curated record